CUCCGUUCGCUCCAGGUAGCAAACAAAAUGCUCCCCCUCAAUCGGCCGGGCGCGCCGGAAUCGUUGGCUCCGUUCCGUUCUCGCUCGCCGCCGCAGCCGCCGACCCAUCCGGUCCAGCGGGCCUUGUCCGCUCCAAGCCAUCCCAACGCGGCGCUCGCCCGUACGGCUGCCUGCCAGCAGCGUCCACACCCACACCGCGGCGCGCGGCAGCUGUUCGACGGAAUGCCAGCCACGCCGUGAGACGCCAUCUCUUCUCCUGGACCACGCGCGCGCGCACGCUGCUAACCACGACUAUGCCGCGUGCGCCUCUUCUUCCACGGCAUUGCCCCCGGCGGCCGCGACGCAAUGGCGUUCCCAAGGUGCGCGAAUGUCCUCCUUCUCUCCUCUGAUCUGCCUCGUGCUGCCAUUGGCAUACAACCCUCCUGAUUGGCCCUGAAAAAUCUUGAUUGUUUGAAUCAAAUAUGCCAAUGCAAGUGCGAAGAUGCUGAACGACCUUUUCUCAUGUCUCCGUCCGCUUCUUUUUUUCUCUUGUCUGGAAACAUAUGCUGAGCCAACAAAGUGGGCCUUACUCUAGCUCGGGUCACGAUCCUCCUUCCUGAUGGGCCGUAUUUGUUUGAGUGGAGGUGAGCUCCCAGGGACUUGUUGAUGUUUGUGGAUCGGUGUAUAGGUGUUCACAAGCUAAGCUCUGCUGCAUGAUAGGAUAGAGCCAGAACGCAGUUUCCUGCUUCAUCGUUGUCAUCGCAUCAUUUGUGUAUCAUUACAUUAUAUAUCAAAAUUCUGAAUGUUGUGAAGAUAUAUAAGGGAACAGUUAGACCCUGGAUAAGCUAAUCAAGUUGCUCGUUAGUUUAGAGCCAUAUUUUUAUCUGUGCUAGUACAGUGGGUAGGACAUAGAUGCUUGCAGCUGGCAUUUGUUUUAGGCAUCCUAAACAAGUUUCUUUUGUUUUGUAUGUACAGUCAUAGUGGAGUAAUGGUAGAGUUGGCUGGAUAUAACAGAAGGACUUGGCAUAGGAUAGCAAGUCUUGGUACCUGACCCCUUGUUUAAUUUGUGUUUUGUGACGUACGUAUGCCCUCAUGUCAUCUGUUAGAGUUGACCCAUAAGUUUAGAAAGAUUGCCGUUAGGCAAAGGAGCUUAUACACUAGCAGAAUCCUUGUUUCUUUCAUGAUGGUGUAAAGCUGCGACGGAUUAAGGUACUGAAAACCAUCAUAAAACUUAUCCUGUGAGGUUUCCUGAGGCAUUACUUGACACAGAUCCUUAUCCAGGGAGAGCUAUUAUUCCUGGAAGGACUGGCAUGGAAAGCUUUCCUGACAGUUAUUGGUGAUGGCAAGUCUGCACCUUGAUCUCAGGGAUAAUUAGCAUUCUGGGAGGUGCGUGUACAAAUGGAAGGAAGAAAGCCCACCAAGUUUCAGAGUUAGCGGCAGCGCAUGCCCAGCCUCAUCAGUUUCUUGCUACCAGUCCUAACAAAACCAAGAAUUUUUCGGUAGAAGCUAGUGAGGAGCAGCAAGGGUGUCAUUUCAUGAAUGAAAACAAAACCUUUCCGGUCUACAUAUGCAUCCUCUCUAAUGAGAUUUUGAAGCUCUUUCGGAAAUGUUGAAACAAUGCAGAGCAAAAGCUCUGAUUAAUCUAUGAUCUAUGGAAAUGUGCAUGACCAACUCUUCACUGGCUUGCACAUGGAAAUGUACAUGGCUAUUUUCUGUGGUUGGGUUUGGCGUGGAUCUAGAUGAUUAAUCUAAGUUAAUUAACUAUGAACUGCAUGCAUGCAGCCUCGCUAACAUUAGGCGGGGUGAAUCUAGAGGACAACUAUAGUUAAUAAUAUCCUGCCAGUUGUUGGCCCUAGCGUGAACGUAGAGGUGAUCUAGUCUCGAUUAGUAGCUCACAAAGAAAAAGGAAGUAUAAACUGGGAAGCAACUGGGAAUCAACUCUGUAGGGUAAGUUCAGUGGAGGCCCAUCCUGUGAGAGAGACCUGUUGGAAUGCGUGUCUCGUGUUGGGUUAAGUAUUGCACAUGCUUAAUUUUUUAGACUCCAUUAUUGCAGAGGGCCGGUAUCUUGCUAAGUUAUUCACUUCUUUCUUUCGUCUACCUCACUUGCAGCUGCAAUUCAAUGCCAUCUUCUCCAUCAACAGUAGGUGCGAGCUAUUCCAUUUUUCUCACAGACCAGAUCUGGAUCGACUAGUGAACCAGCCGGCCUUCGGUGCUGCUCGCUUUGGCCAUGGAAUAGUCUGAGCACACGCAGCAAAUUUCAGGAGUACAGUUAACCAGAGGCCAAGAUAAGAUGUCCACCAAGAGAUAGCUGGAAUAAUGGUGAGUGUUUCUACUGGCGUGAUGAACUCUUUGUUGGGUAAGUUGACAACCCUCAUGGGAAAGGAGUUUGCAAGGCUGAAGAACCUGCGAAAACAAGUGACGUCCAUUAGCGAUGAGCUUGCCUACAUGAAGGAUGCUCUUGAUGGGCUUUCAGAUCUUGAAGAGCUAGAUUCACAAACUAAGAGGUGGGGAGACUCGGUGAGGGAUAUGACCUAUGACAUCGAGGACAUCAUCGAUGACUUCAUGCAAAGCAUUGGUGAGAAUGAUAAAACUACUGGGCUUGUUAGCAAUGCUGUUCGACGCCUCAAAACUUUGAGGGCUCGUCAUCGGAUUGCUGGACAAAUUGAAGAGGUAAAAAAACUUGUGCUAGAGACAAGUGAACGUCACAGAAGGUAUACACUUCGUAUACCCCCAUCGAGUGAUGUUGGCAUUGAUCUACGAUCCACUGCACUCUAUACAGAAGCGGCUGACCUUGUGGGUAUAGAAGGACCAGCGAAUGAGCUUGUCAGUAUGUUAAUGGAUGAGGAGAAGAAGUUGAAGGCGGUAUCAAUUGUGGGAUUUGGAGGUCUGGGCAAAACGACACUUGCCAAUGAGGUAUACCGUAGGGUCAAGGGGGAAUUUGACACUCAUGCACUUGUGACAGUGUCUCAAAAGCCUAACAUUCCAAGACUUCUCCAUGAUUUACUAUCCAAACUUGGCACAGAGACAUCUAUUAACACUUGCGAGUCACUUCUUAUCGGCAUGCUCAGAGAACAUCUCCAAACUAAGAGAUUCCUGAUUAUUGUUGAAGUGUAUAUGUGGAUUGCCUAGCCCUUUCCAUCAGUUCGGACUUUUGGUUGCGUUGGCUAGUGCAUGAAGCUUAACAUGGUAUCAGAGCUAAGGUCUUGAGUUCAAGUCCUGGCUUUGGCAAUUUAUUUAAAAAUUGCUGCUGCCACCCCUUUGUGUCCACGUAUGAGCCUCUUAAGCCAUACCUCUGAGUCUAUCCACAUGUUGACUUUCCGCGUCACAUGUGAGAGGGGUGUUGAAGUGUAUAUGUGGAUUGCCUAGCCCUUUCCAUCAAUUCGGACUUUUGGUUGCGUUGGCUAGUGCAUGAAGCUUAACAAUUAUAAUUGAUGAUCUAUGGGGUACGGCGGCAUGGGAUAUUAUUAAAUGUGUUUUUGUGAAAAAUGAUCUUGCUAGCAGAGUAGUACUAACUACAAGAAAUAAAGAAGUGGCUAUGAGAUGUUGCUCCCAUCAUCAUGAUUGCAUUUUACAAAUGAAGCCCUCACCAAUGAAGACUCAGCAAGGCUGUUUUUCAGUAGGAUAUUUGGCUCAAAAGAAGCUUGCCCUCCCCCCAGCUUAGAGAUGUUUCGGUUCAAAUCAUCAAAAAAUGUGGCGGUUUACCUCUUGCAGUUAUCAGUAUAUCUAGCAUGCUAGCCAGUAAAGGUUGCAACCAAAAGGAAUGGUGGGAAUAUGUACAAAAUUCUUUGGGUCCACGAAGCAAUUACAUGCUUGAAGUUGAAGGGAUGAUGCAAAUCUUAAACCUCGGCUACAUAGAUCUUCCUCCUUAUCUGAAGACAUGCUUUUUGUAUCUUGGUAUGUAUCCGGAGGACUACCAAAUAGAGAGGUCUAAUCUGGAACGCCAAUGGAUGGCUGAAGGCUUUAUCGGUACAGAAAAUGGACAAGAUGCGGAGAAGGUUGCAAGAAAUUAUUUCAAUGAGCUUGUGAAUAGAAGUCUUAUUCAACCUAUAGAAUUCGACAAGCAAGGGUCGGUGACAAAAUGCAAGGUGCAUGAUAUGUUGCUUGAUCUUAUCUUGAUGAAAGCAGCACAAGAGAAUUUUCUCACUAUAGUGGAUGGCUCACAUGCCUUUACAGAACUGAAAAACAACGUCCGUCGGCUGUCUAUCCGCUUGGAUGGUGCAAGUAAUGGCCGAGAAAUACUAUCAAGAAACAGUGGUAUGUCACAGGUUCGGUCAGUUAUGUUCUUUGGGAGCUCUCAGAAUACACCUCCUUUGUCAGAGUUCAAGUUCCUCCGAGUUGUUCAUAUUGACCUGGACUAUGCUACAGUUGACCUCACUGGAUUGUGUAGACUUUAUCAGCUGAGGUAUUUAUGCAUUAGUGACACUUGAGAUACCAACAAAGAUUAGAGUGCUUCAACACUUGCAGACACUUGAGCUGUUUAGUUGUGACAGGGUUCCGUCAGAUAUAAUCCAUCUCCCCCGCUUGAUGUUUCUGAAAGCUUGGACGAGACUACCUGAUGGGAUUGGCAAUAUGAGAUCCCUAAGGCAUCUAUUUGGAUUUGAUUUUGCGUUGUACAAGCUAGAUAAUAUCAGGGGCCUUGGAGAGCUUACCAAUCUGAAAUUUCUUUUUCUCACGUGCAGCAUUCGUAAGGAUGACUGGGAGAGACGUAUGGAUGCUCUAUGCUCUUCUCUGGGAAACCUGUGUCACCUAGAGAACCUGUUUGUCGAUCUCAUCGGCUGCAUAGAUGGCUUCAUGCCAUUGUUUCCUCCCCCAGCUCAUUACCGCCUUGAGAGACUUAUCAUGCAAUGGAGGUGCUGGUUUUCCAGGGUCCCUAGCUGGAUGGGGGAGCUCCAUAACCUCUGCCAGUUGAAGUUCAAAGUUGCUGAGCUGCUAACUGAUGGUGUUGGUAUCCUUGCUGAGCUGCCCGCCCUCACUCACCUCGACGUAGAGACCGGAAAAGCCACAGACAAAGUGAUUUCUAACGAGAGAGGAGCAUUCCCUGCUCUAAAGAGUUUUAAGCUUCUAUUAAGUAGCGCUUCGUACUUGACCUUCCAGGCCGGAGCAAUGCCCAGGCUCCAAAGGUUGAAGCUAAAAUUCAAUGUCCAUGGAUCGGAGCAGACUGGGGCUGCACCUGCCGGCCUCGAGCAAUUGUUAGCGCUUGAAGAGCUGACUGCAAAAAUCUGCUGCCACCGUGCUUCAGAGUCCGACAAGAGAAGUGCGGAGUCUGACUUGAGGAGUGCCAUCGACAUGUUUCCAAGCCAUCUUCUAGUCAAAGUCAGCUAUGAAGAGGUUUGGAAUUUUGGUUUUUCUGAUGACUAGUAUGGUGGCUACGACUCGGCGGCAAGCAAGCUGGAGAUGUGGUGGACAACAAUUCCUGAGAUUUGGAAUAACACGGACGGAUCACUGCAGGCGUAUGGAUCUCUCGCAUCUAUGCGGCGGCAGAUUGACACGGACCGAUGUUUUUCCCGGCUGGAAGAUUGAGCUACCGCUUUGCUUCUUGCCACCUCAUUUGGUCGAGCUCUUUCUUCUCCCUUUUCAGUCUGAAGUUGUGAACGAUUGUUUCGUUGAGAUGCCUGUUACAAGGCCGGGUCUGGUGAUCGAGAGGAGAUUGUACUGAUCGAUGUCGUCUCUGAAUUGGUCGGUGCCUACUGCUCUCUUAUUGAACUGAAUAAGAUGUUCCCUGUCUCUCGAUUCAUAGCAAUAAAACUUGACAAAAGACAAGUAUGAUGCUGUGUUGUGACACUCUCAGUCGGUUCCAAAUUAACUUUGCUACUAUGACACGUUGUUUCACUCAUUUCUUGAACAUUUCUUUUAUCGAAGUUGCCCGGAGACGAUCUUUCUAGCAAGCUCAUAAUAUGUUAGUGUCAUUGUAGAGGACG
Molecule: messenger RNA, 5897 nt
Organism: Triticum aestivum (bread wheat)
Lineage: Eukaryota; Viridiplantae; Streptophyta; Magnoliopsida; Poales; Poaceae
Product: disease resistance protein RGA5
Exons: 5
Coding region: 2296-3108 (270 amino acids)
Molecular function (GO): ADP binding
Source: RefSeq, a predicted model, not a curated record